AUGCGCGAAGCCAUCGCGCUGGAUAAAUGUGUCGCAAUCGGCCUGUACCGACUGUGUUGCUCAGCCGAAGAGCGCAGUAUCGCGGAGUUGUUCCCCGUGGGACGCUCAACCGUGAACGAAGCCUACAAAGAAUUGUGCGAAGCCGUGAUCGAGACUAUGGAGACCAAGUGGGUCAAUAUGCCCACAGUGUCGAGCAUGGCUGAACACAUCCGCGAAUUCACGGCAAUGUUGGGUUUCCCGCAAGCAGUGGGAGCGCUAGACGGGUGUCAUUUUCCCGUUUCGCCGCCCAAGGAGAGCGCCACCGACUACAGGAAUUACAAAGGAUGGUACAGCAUGAUUCUUCUGGCACUGGUGGACCACCCGUACAGGUUCCGGUACGUCAAUGUGGGAUCGCCUGGCCGGUGCCACUACUCUUACGUCUACCAACGUUCGCUGCUGGAAAAUGCAGUCCAGGGACCUUUGUUCCGCCGACCACUACUCACCAUCAGUGGCACUGCUGCGCCACCUCUGAUCCUGUGUGACCAGGCGUUCCCACUGACGGCGAACCUCAUCAAACCGUUCAGUCACAGGGCACAGUUGAGCAACGAACAAAGGUUGUUCAAUUACAACCUUUCCAAAGCUCGCCGCAUUGUUGAGAAUGCCUUUGGUAGGCUGAAGGCAAGGUUUCGCUUCAUCAUGAAAAGGAUGGAGUGCGACCUUGACACCUCUCGCCUUGCCAUCCGCGCCUGCUGUGUUCUCAACAAUGUGUGUGAGCAUUUCGGUGACACUGUGCUCCAACACUGGCUGGUUGAGGUUCAGAACAACGACAAGGAGCUCCAACAGCCUGACCAUACCACUGACGUUGUAGAAGGCACAGGUUGCGACGUGAGAGAAGCUCUCGUGAGACAUUUUCAGCUCAGCUGUGCUGGAAGUGCCUAA
Messenger RNA from Rhipicephalus sanguineus (brown dog tick), 918 nucleotides. RefSeq lists its product as uncharacterized. The record is from RefSeq and is a predicted model, not a curated record. Bases 1 to 918 code for a protein of 305 amino acids. The transcript is spliced from 2 exons. Lineage: Eukaryota; Metazoa; Arthropoda; Arachnida; Ixodida; Ixodidae.